GGUGCUAUUGGAUGGAAUGGUUGUUGGCUGCUAUCUAGCUCUCGGGAACCGCACGAAGCUCCCCAAAAGCCCUCUGUCUCGCUCUCGCUACGAAUCGGUUCGGUAUCUAAAAAAUAAUAUUUAUUAAAAUGACAGCUACAAAAAUAGUUCAAAAAUUUUGAAAACUAAAAAGUGAUAUUAUUAAAACGAGUUGAAACCAAAAGUUUUACUAUACGGUUGAGAAGCACUUUAGGAACCCCUGGAAACCCGGUUCUGCGCACCUCUUGAAGGCCAGAGAGGGACAGCUAGUGCCCACAUGUGUAUGAGUGCGAGUGGAGAAAACUAUCUCAGACGAAUUGCAACGACUGAGUGUGUGUCUGUGUGUGGCCAUUGCAGCGAUCGCAGCGACUCUACAAAACUCUACAAAAUCAACACAUUCCGCAUACGCACCGUUGUACAGCGCGUACUUGCACUAUUGUCGUUAUCGCCGUUGUUUCGUCGGUUGUGUUGGCCUUUCGCGUCGCCAUGGCUGCCAAAAGGUGUGUGUCUAUGUCAACCUGAAAGCGAAAAACCAACUCCAAACACCACUUGACGGUUGAGCAAACACAACGGUGGCCAUAUUUACAUUCGGAUCUGGGUUCCCUCGCUCUCGUCGCGGUUGUCGCCUCUUUUCGCGGCCCACAGAUAAGCCCUGACACACUGAAGUUUUACGCAAAACCCGCAUCGCAAAAGUUGUGCCGGUUGAAACUAAAAAAAAAAAACAAACAAAAAGUUAAGCCAGUUACUAUGAGCGAGUGCAGACAAUAGUGAAAACGGUGACCCAAGUGAUACCGGUGAAAUUUCCACAAAGAACGCAUAUGUCAACGUAAGAGGAGAAAUAUGGAAUACUGUGGUCUGUAAAUGAUCAACUUAAUAUGGUUCCCAAGCUGAGGAACAUCUAAUACGCUCAGGAAUUGAAAUAGAAAGAAUCUAAAAAAAAUUAUACCCAAGCUAUGCAAGAAGUCUGCAGCUCCUUGGACACGACCUCAAUGGGCACCCAAAUCAAAUCGGAAUCUCCACUCAACCCGCUGCAGGUGCAAACUGGACAGACGUCCCUGCCAGUGGGUGGUUGCGGUGGUGCGGGCGUCGUGGGUGGUGUGGGUGGCGUGGGAGUGAGUGUUGGUCAGCCUGGUAUCGGACAGCAGGGGGUGCCACCUGUGCCGUCGGUGCUCAUGGUCAACAAGAUGACCCCGAACUGUGAUAAACGGAGCGCGGACACGGCCUAUUGGAUGACAGCAUCCGAGGGCGGGUUCAUCAAUUCGCAGCCGUCGAUGGCUGAAUUCCUCAACCACUUGAGUCCGGAGAGUCCCAAAAUCGGAACACCUGUUGGAUCCGGCGCCAUUGGCGGAGUAGGCGUCAACGUUAAUGUCAAUGUCGGCGUCGGAGUCGGAUAUCCGGUUGGCGUUGUCCCUCAAACGCCGGAUGGAAUGGACUCGGUGCCGGAGUAUCCCUGGAUGAAGGAGAAGAAGACAUCCCGCAAGAGCAGCAACAACAACAAUCAGGGUGAUAACUCCAUUACUGAAUUCGUUCCAGAAAACGGCCUGCCCCGACGACUCCGCACCGCAUACACCAAUACCCAGCUGCUGGAGCUGGAAAAGGAAUUCCAUUUCAAUAAAUAUUUAUGCCGCCCAAGGAGGAUCGAGAUAGCAGCCAGCCUGGACCUUACGGAGCGACAGGUAAAAGUUUGGUUCCAAAACCGCCGCAUGAAGCACAAGAGGCAAACGCUCUCGAAAACGGACGACGAGGACAACAAGGACAGCCUCAAAGGUGACGAUGAUCAGUCCGAUAGUAACUCCAAUUCGAAGAAAUCGUGUCAAGGCUGCGAACUGCCAUCCGAUGAUAUACCCGAUUCCACGUCAAAUUCCCGGGGUCACAACAACAACACGCCGAGCGCCACCAACAAUAACCCGAGUGCUGGGAACCUGACUCCAAACUCGUCCCUGGAAACGGGCAUCUCCUCGAACCUGAUGGGCAGCACCACCGUAUCCGCCUCAAAUGUGAUCAGCGCCGACUCCAGUGUGGCAUCUAGUGUUAGCCUGGACGAGGAUAUUGAGGAGAGCAGCCCCAUAAAGGUGAAGAAGAAAGACGAUGGUCAGGUCAUCAAAAAGGAGGCGGUCUCCACCUCGUCGAAAGCCUCGCCUUUUGGUUAUGAAAACUCCACUCCCAGUCUGGUCAGUUUUCGACGGGAUUCAGAUGCCUCCGCUGUCGGAAAUGCACCCACCAGCAAGGCGGUCGGCAAGAAACGCUUUCAGAGUGCCGCCAAUGCCAUUGCCACGCCCACGCCCCUUUCGGACAGUAAUAGUGGAAACGGGAGUGGAGGCGGCCCAGCUGGCGGCUACUUUCCAGGCUAUUAUCCUAGUCCCAAGCAGCAGCAGCAAGUGCAGCAGCAGCAACUGCACCCGCAACAGCAGCAGCUGCCGCAGCAGCAGCCGCAAGACUACUACGGCAAAUACGAUAUCGAAUUCGCCGCCUCGCCGCACCACAAUCCGCACAACAAGCAGCAGGCGCUGCACGGCGAGUACCUAAGUCCCAAGCCAAGUUCAGCCAAUUUCCACCAAAACAGUCAACAGCAGCAGCAGAACGACCACUUCUAUUACAACUACAACGACACCAACGGCACUCCGUACUUGAACCACCAGCAGCAGCACCACCACCACGCACAGCACCACCAGCAGCAGCAGCACCACCAAAACCAUGUGGCCGACUUUGAGGGGCCUGUCAACGGACCCAGCAACUUUAACAAUGGCGCCUACUACGACAACAUGAGUUUUCAACAACAGGCUCAAGCUCACCAACACCAAACGGUGGUCUUCCAACAGCAGCAGCCUCACCAGCCAGCGGCGAUUAACCACCAGCACAUGCAUCACCUGGGAAAUGGGGAGACAUACAGUGCUCUAGGCCUACAGAUGGAGAACUGCGAGGGCUACAACAACUUUGGGGCCGCCGGAACCGGUGGUGGGUACUACGAGGCGGGUCAGCAACCUCCUAUUCCGGCCACCCACGGCCAUGGACACCAUCCCCACCACGUGCAGGUGCCGGCUCAGGCGCAUGCCCCCAUCCACGCCCACCACAAUUCUGCCGCGAUUCCCGGAGGAGUGGGAGUUGGACCGCCCCCCUCGCAUAUCCAUGGAUUCGCCAUCAAUGGGGGACCGGCUGUUCAGGGCCAGGCAUUCGGAAACAACGGAAGCACUGCAGCUGGGACCGCUGCGAUCAGUGGUCUGGAGAACUCCAAUAGCUCGGACUUCAACUUUCUGAGCAACUUGGCCAACGAUUUUGCGCCGGAAUACUACCAACUCAGUUAGUUCAUGUAGGAAGUACGCCAGAGGCCAGUGUAAAUAUUUGUUAGCCUAAUUCGCCGCGUGGGCGUGAGUCUUGUAUUUCUAUUCAGUGUCGUAGCGUCGUAAGCACAUUGUCCUUAGCACAUAUCUGUACAUAAUAAGCUAUUCCUCUUUUUAGUCUAAUCAAAUCGAAACUGUUAUGAUUUUCUAUUGGCUUCAAGUCAGAUGAUGCUCUAUCUUAAAAUUCCAAUUAGAACUACAACAGACAACAAAAUUGUAAAUAGAUAGAAAAAUUAAACGACUUUCGCACAAGUCCACAUCAAUGAUUAUAAAUUACUGAAUUAUCUUUGAUAAACUCGGUUUUUGUAUAUAUCUGAAGUAGCUUAAAUCAAAAACGUAAACUGUCAAUAAAUCUUAUGUAAAAUUAUAAAU
Molecule: messenger RNA, 3728 nt
Organism: Drosophila melanogaster (fruit fly)
Lineage: Eukaryota; Metazoa; Arthropoda; Insecta; Diptera; Drosophilidae
Gene: pb
Product: proboscipedia
Exons: 9
Coding region: 972-3320 (782 amino acids)
Biological process (GO): animal organ development; regulation of DNA-templated transcription
Cellular component (GO): nucleus
Molecular function (GO): DNA-binding transcription factor activity, RNA polymerase II-specific; DNA-binding transcription factor activity; DNA binding
Source: RefSeq, marked reviewed